Molecule: messenger RNA, 276 nt
Organism: Racocetra persica
Lineage: Eukaryota; Fungi; Glomeromycota; Glomeromycetes; Diversisporales; Gigasporaceae
Source: the annotation of a GenBank genome assembly
GGAGUGGUGAUGGAGGUCGAGAUAUUAUUGUAGAAAUUUACGGGUACAGAAUCGUGGUUCAGUGUAAAGCAUGGUUUAAAAAUUCUAUAGGUCAGAACGAAGCUGAUGAGCUUAAGACAGUAGUUCGAGAAGGGAAUUUUGAUUUUGGAAUUCUUGUUGGGGUGUUAGAAGAAAAAAUUGCAUUAGGGGCAUAUAAAUCGGCUGAGAGGUCAGGAGGUGAUAUUAUUGUCACCUUGUAUACUAGAAUGUGUCGAGAUAUUAAGAUGUUGAUUGCUG